Messenger RNA from Gossypium raimondii (Peruvian cotton), 695 nucleotides. Its product is annotated as LOB domain-containing protein 12. The transcript has 2 exons. NCBI's taxonomy places the organism in Eukaryota, Viridiplantae, Streptophyta, Magnoliopsida, Malvales, Malvaceae. Bases 115 to 672 code for a protein of 185 amino acids. The record is from RefSeq and is a predicted model, not a curated record.
CUUCCUUCAAGCUAUCAAAUCACCUGUUUCCUUAACUUAAUUUCCUUUUUAUCGUAAUUUCUUCAUAAAUCACCAUUUUUGAAAACCUUUUUUUUUUUUUUUAAGUUCCCAAAGAUGGGUGGAAAUUCACCAUGCGCUUCCUGCAAGUUGCUUCGUCGCCGCUGUGCUAAGGACUGUAUCUUUGCCCCUUACUUCCCUUCCGAUGAUCCUCACAAGUUUGCCAUUGUUCACAAAGUUUUUGGUGCUAGCAAUGUCAGCAAAAUGCUUCAGCAGGAGCUGCCAGUGCAGCAAAGGGCGGAUGCAGUGAGCAGUUUGGUGUAUGAAGCGAACGCAAGGGUGAGAGAUCCAGUUUAUGGAUGUGUAGGGGCCAUAUCUUUCUUGCAGAACCAGGUUUCUGAGCUUCAAAUGCAGCUCGCUGUGGCUCAAGCUGAGAUACUUUGCAUCCAGAUGCAACACCAAGUCCAAGACCCCAUGCUUCAACAACUUCCCAACCCCACUCCAACCACCGCACACGGCGGUGCCACCGCCUCUCAGUUGUUAGACGACCAACUCCAUUAUGACAAACCCUUUCUCCUCCACAAUCAUCAUCAGUUCAUUAAUUCUACUACCAAUGUAAUUCAUGAUCAAUAUUCUGUCAAGAGAGAGACCAUCUUUGGAGACAUGGUUUCUUAAUAAUAAACUCUCCUUUUCUUUUC